AUUAUUUAUUAUUAUUAUUAUUUACACCAAAUACUAAAACCCUUUUACUUCUUUCUUCCCUCUCUCAGAGUAAAAACCCUAACCCCUUCUUUGCGUCCCCUCCUGGACCAAUCUGGAAAAUUGCCUUUCAGAAUCCACCGAUGGAUUCAUUUAUUGUCUGACAUACAUCGCCUUUUGAAAAUACGGAUAUGGGAACCCGGAGUUUUCUGUGGAGUACUGCUAAAAAAUGUUUCACAGUUGGGCUCAUAACACUUACUAUUUCCGAUCGUUAUGCCAGUAUUCUUCCUGUUCGGGGCCACUCCAUGUCUCCAACAUUCAAUCCCCAGACCGGCAGUUUUAUGGAUGACCGUGUUUUGGUGGAGAAAUUUUGCCUUGAAAAGUACAAAUUUUCACAUGGAGACGUGAUCAUUUUCUGUUCUCCGAGUAAUUGGCGGGAAAAACAGGUAAAGAGAAUAACUGCCUUGCCAGGUGAUUGGAUGAAAUCUCCUAGUUCACAUGAUGUGAUAAGGAUUCCUGAAGGACAUUGUUGGGUGGAAGGAGAUCAUUCAGCUUUCAGCUUGGAUUCAAGAUCCUUUGGCCCAAUCUUUAACCGAAAAAAACAUGACUUGGCAGAUUCCUCUAGGUUUGGUUCGCGGAAGGGUUACCCACGUCGUCUGGCCGCCUCAGAGAGCUGGUAAAGUUGAAAGAAGGAUUCCCCAAGAUAGACUUCACUUAUAAAUUGUAUUUCAAUGGCAGGUUCCUUUUUGUUCAGGCUGUGCAAAAAAUGGGAAAAAUUACAUAGGCUGUUGUUGGCAGUAUGGAAUUCAUGCAUUUGGAAUUCGAACCGGAAUUUAUAUUUCGUAAAACUGAAAAUUAGUUUCCUUCGUAUUCCAAUUCCAAGGCAGGUAUUCCAUGCUGCCAAACAUAUUCAUUGCGCGCAUUUGCUGAGGCUGUAUUUUUUGAUCAAGUCAACAUUUUGGCUCUCCAUAAUUUUCAGUUCACACAAGAGAUGCUGUUCCUUGUUAAAAAGAUUACAAUUUCUUCCACAUUUAAUAUUUGCCAUUGGUACUUGUAGAGCAUUUACAUUGA
Molecule: messenger RNA, 1068 nt
Organism: Cornus florida
Lineage: Eukaryota; Viridiplantae; Streptophyta; Magnoliopsida; Cornales; Cornaceae
Exons: 5
Coding region: 189-677 (162 amino acids)
Biological process (GO): mitochondrial respiratory chain complex assembly
Cellular component (GO): membrane; mitochondrial inner membrane peptidase complex
Molecular function (GO): serine-type endopeptidase activity
Source: RefSeq, a predicted model, not a curated record